Messenger RNA from Gordionus sp. m RMFG-2023, 1340 nucleotides. Its product is annotated as protein PFC0760c-like. Bases 22 to 1290 code for a protein of 422 amino acids. Lineage: Eukaryota; Metazoa; Nematomorpha; Gordioida; Chordodea; Parachordodidae. The transcript is spliced from 6 exons. The record is from RefSeq and is a predicted model, not a curated record.
AAUACAUAAAACCAUUCAAAAAUGAUCGAUUCUCAAAAAAGAGAAAUUUUUAAUAAUACUAAAAUUUUAUUCAGGAAACAUGCAAAAAGAGAGAAGAUUAGACAAACAGCAAAAAUAAUUCGAAAAAUUAAAUAUUUAAAAAUUCAGAAUAAUUUAGAAAAUGAUGAAAUUGAUUUAUACCUUGAAAAAUUAAAAUCGAUCAAGUCACUUAAGCCUGAUAUAAUUUCAAUUCAUGCAUUUAACAUCCUAAUAAAUCCACCUACUAACUUUGUAAAUGACAGACUAAAUUCUAUUGGUUCAGCUUUGAAUCUCAUUGUCCAAGGAAAACUUUUAAAAACAGCCAUGCAAGAUUUUUGUAGAUUAUAUGCUAAUGACUGGAAGGAUAUAAUAGCAACAUCUCUAUCAUCCCUAUCCAGAAAGAAGAUUACAAAUAUAAGAUUAAGAAUAUCUACAAAGAAUGAUAAAAUUAUAUCUAGUGAUCAUAUUCAAAAAGAGAAAAUCAUUCAAAAUCCUGAAAGUGGAAAUUCUAAUGGGAUUAUUAAUAAAGAAAUAAAAGAAGUAGAUGCCCAUUUAAACAUUUCCCAAAUUUCUGACCAAAAAAAUUGUUCCAAAAAAUUGAAAACUUCUGAAGAUAUCAACAUGAUUUCCAAUUUGCCUAUUCCCAAACCAUCUAAAAUGAUAGGUGAAAUUUGUAUAGGUAGUAUGAUCAUCAAGCCUAUAAAUCAAGAAUUAUCGAAAGAAAAUAGUAUUGAUGAAUUAAAUAUAAAGGGGCCAAUGGAUGAAAAGUAUUUAACCACAACUGAUGAAAUUCAAAAUAAAUCGUCGGAUUUGUACAAUGAUCCAUUUUUUGUUGAAAAAGUUAAAAAAGAUUGUGCUCGUACAAGUUUCAAUGGUGUAAUAUCUAACCAAAAAAAUAAGGCGAAGAAUAUAUCCUUUAAUUCAUCUUUCGUUGAUUCUUUGUCGCAAAAUAAAAAAUUAUUCUUAAAAGAAAAAUGUAUAACAAAUAUUAAUAAUAAUCUUCGUAAAGGCCCGCAGUAUAAUAAAAAUUUGAAAAAAAACCACAUGUCACAAAAUAAAAAUAUCGAUAAAUCUACGACAAAUAAAAGGAAUUGUCGCCAAAAUACCGAAUUAAACAAAUCAAGUAAAGCAUUAGUAUGUUCAAAUAUCGAUAUACAUCCUUCAUGGGCCGCUAAAAAGGCUGCAAAUAAAAAACAAGCUAUUUUGUCUUCGGCGUUGAAAAAUAUAAGUCAUACCUAUCAAAACAGACAUGUAUUUGAAGAAUCUGAUUAACUUAUUUUAUCAAAUUUUUAAUUAUUUAUUCAUAGGUAAUAAUUUCGUUU